Molecule: messenger RNA, 747 nt
Organism: Clonostachys solani
Lineage: Eukaryota; Fungi; Ascomycota; Sordariomycetes; Hypocreales; Bionectriaceae
Source: the annotation of a GenBank genome assembly
AUGAAGUUCAAUAUCCUCACCGUCUUUCUCUCGGUCCUUUCUACAGUAGCUGUUUCUACUGCAAGGGAAUACCGCCCAGCCUUAUACGAACGUGGUGGGAUCUACUUCCCAAAACGGGACUCUGGACAGACCACCUACAGGAGCCAUAACGGCCGUGCCUGGGUCAGAAACCCUGAGCCAUACGACUACCAAGACAACUGCUACCGCCUUGGUGCUCGCUCGUUGAACAAGCCGAGCAGAAGACUCGCUGGGCGCGCUCCACCUAGUCCCAAGCGCAAAUCGCCGGCUAAGGCGCCGGGCAACUCUGAUGCCCCCGACCCUAGGUACGCGAUCCUCAUCAAAGCAGCAGGGAAGACAACCUUCACUGCUGGGAAACGCUACGCCUUACUGGAAAAGGCCAAAUUUACAAAUAUCAAUGACUUCCUUCAUCACCGUCUGGUGGUCGGCACCUACAAGCUAGGUGGCGAUGGCAAACCCAUGUUUACCGAUACAGCAUACUAUGAAGUGACCAAAAACUCAAAAGAGCCAAAUAAAGGCCAGUGCAAAAUAAGCAGCGGUCCUUGGAGGGCAGAUAUGGCAGCAAAUUUCGACGUAUCGUUCCUAGGCGCGGUAAGGCAGGGGGUGAAUGUGAAAGCGGAGAGUGAUGCAUACAUUGGACAGGAGUAUUCCCUCGCAGCUAGCGUCGGUGGCAGAGGACAAAACUGCCAAACCUAUGCUUCAGGUCUGUGGAAGAGAAUUAAAGAAUAA